GCUCCACAACUAUUGUUGGAUGACGACCUCCAGUUGUCUCCUAUCAAUGAUAGACAAACAAGUUCCUGUGGAGGAACACUCACAAAUCUUCGAAUAGGAACAAAGGGAACAAUUAGUUCUCCUAACUAUCCAAACGACUAUCCGGCCGAUGUUAAAUGUGUUUGGUGGUUUAAGGCGGAACAGUCGGCAACUGUAUCUAUAACCUGUUCCUAUGUAUACACACAAUCAUGUGACCAAGGAUAUUUCGACUAUAUUCUGAUUGCCCCAGACUGGGCCUGGGUUAAAUAUUAUCUAUUGUGUGGAGAUUACAAUAAAUUCACCCCUUUCACAAUCUCAUCUACUGAAAACUUCAUGUCUGUUUAUUUCAGGACAAGCUUGCAGCAAAACUAUAGAGGGUUCACAUGCAGCUACGAGGUUGUUAGAAAUGUAACAACAGUUGCUGCUCCAGUCACAACAACAACAACAACAACAGUUAAACCAAUUACUGUGGAGUAUAAUGGAGAAGCUGGGUGCGGGAUACCCAAUGCUUCCAAUAGAAUAGUCGGAGGAACUGGAGUUCAGCCUCACAGAUAUCCUUGGAUGGUUGGACUAUCCUUUAAUGGACAAUGGUUCUGUGGAGGUACACUUUUAAACAAGGAAUGGAUUCUAACAGCAGCGCAUUGCACUCAUGGAGCUAUCAGUGCUUACGCUUACCUGGGGGCUCAUAAUCUAUACAAUGAGGAGGAGGGAAGACUUAUCAUUUUCAGUCAGGAGUUUGUAGAGCAUCCUCAGUAUAAUGUUGAAAAAAUCUUAAAUGAUGUUGCUCUGGUUCAUCUACCGAAGAAUUCUAUCCCUGCAUAUACAAAGAAUAUCUCCCCUGGAUGUCUGCCUGCCAGGAAUGCAGUUGACCAAAAUAUGGCCGGUCAAUCUCUCUUUGCUGUUGGUUGGGGUAAAACUCAAAAUGGAGCUCUCAUUUCUCCAACCCUCAAUGAACUCAGAGUAAGCCUGGUGACUAAUGACGUGUGUAGGAAAAGUUAUGGAGAUAUAAUCCAACCAUCAAAUGUUUGUGCUCAGGGCGCCAACGGGACAGGAACCUGCCAAGGGGACAGUGGGAGUAGUUUACAAUAUUCUCCAAGGGAUGGAUUGUAUAUACAAUAUGGAAUUGUUAGCUUUGGAGCUUCUACAGGAUGUGGAUCAGGAUAUCCUAAUGGUUUUACCAGAGUAACCAGCUACCUUGAUUUCAUCGGCGCUACUAUUGGAAUGAACUUUAAUUAGCUCAAAACUAUUUAUUUCUAUCUUUGUUUUUUGAACAUCUAAAAUUUAUAUUAUCUGUUUUGACGUAUAGAAAGCCUUGAAUGUCAAAUAUAAACGGAUCAAAUAUAUCCUAAUUGUAAUUUUACCAAAAUUAAUUUUUUAUAAAUAUCUUUUUUUCCAAUUAAAUAAAAAGAUAUUAUUAAAAUUAUUUUAGACAUUAUAUUGUUAUCUAUUUGUAAGUGCCCGUUUGAUGCAUUAAAAUUAAAA
Molecule: messenger RNA, 1500 nt
Organism: Eurytemora carolleeae
Lineage: Eukaryota; Metazoa; Arthropoda; Copepoda; Calanoida; Temoridae
Product: brachyurin
Exons: 15
Coding region: 352-1254 (300 amino acids)
Biological process (GO): proteolysis
Molecular function (GO): serine-type endopeptidase activity
Source: RefSeq, a predicted model, not a curated record